Notechis scutatus (mainland tiger snake) is the source of this 1865-nucleotide messenger RNA. The record is from RefSeq and is a predicted model, not a curated record. Lineage: Eukaryota; Metazoa; Chordata; Lepidosauria; Squamata; Elapidae.
CAGUUGGGUCUUUGUAUGGGAAAAAGGUUACCAAGAAACCGACUCCGUGGUGAGCUCGGUAACCACCAAGAUGAAAGGUGUCACAAUGACCAACACCUCCAGCUUAGGACCCCAGAUUUGGGAUGUGGCCGAUUAUAUGAUUCCAUCUCAGGCUGAGAACUCGGUUUUCAUCAUGACAAAUAUGAUCAUCACGCUGAAUCAGACCCAAGGGCUUUGUCCAGAGUUCCCAGAUAAGACCACCACGUGCAAGUCAGAUGCAGACUGCAAAAAAGGCUAUGUCGGCACCCACAGCAACGGUGUUCAGACCGGAAAAUGCAGAGUGUACAACCUUACAGAUCCCUCCGUUAAAACUUGUGAGGUCUUUGCUUGGUGUCCGGUGGAGAAUGAUAGGAACUUACCCAAGCCAGCUUUCUUGCGGGAUGCUGAGAACUUUACCCUCCUUGUGAAGAACAGUAUCUGGUACCCAAAGUUCAACUUUACAAAGAGAAACAUUCUUCCCAUCAUCAAUCAAACCUACCUCAAGGACUGUAAAUACAACAUCAAAACUGAUCCCUUUUGCCCGAUUUUUCGCCUCGGGGACAUAGUUGAAGCUGCUGGUCAGAACUUCCAAGAGAUGGCCAUUGAGGGUGGUGUGAUGGGCCUGCAGAUCCGAUGGGACUGCAACUUAGACAGGUCGGCUUCUCGCUGUGUGCCGAAGUAUUCCUUUCGACGAAUUGACCAGAAGGAUUCUGCUCAUUCCAUUUCCCCAGGAUACAACUUUAGGUUUGCAAAAUACUACCGGAUCCCUCCCAGUAUUGAGUAUCGGACACUCAUCAAGGCUUAUGGCAUACGCUUUGACAUUAUGGUAUUUGGCGAGGCUGGGAAGUUUGAUAUCAUCCCUACUAUGAUCAACAUUGGAUCUGGCUUCGCCCUAUUUGGCGUGACCACCAUCCUCUGUGAUAUCAUUAUCCUGUAUUUUAUGGAGAAAAGAUACUACUACAGAGAGAAGAAAUACAAAUUCGUGGGAAAUUACGAACUGCAGGGAGACCAUCCGUCGUAUGCAUCCCAGACAGAUGUUCAAGACGACUCCACAACGCGGUGAUUCUUCUUCAAACAGAUCCUGCUCAUUUCACCCAGCCGAGGGAGGUCUUUCAUCGGCAAGUUGGACCUGGAUUUUCUCCUUGGGAAAGAGCGGAUCUGUGAUUUUCCCCCGUCCCUCCUGGGCUCUGUCCAGCUUUGCUUCCGUUGGUGGCCUCCUGGAUCAACCUCGAGAUUCGCCCGAGGAAAGCAACGUCCUCCUGAAAAACCUUCAACGCUUUUUUGGGCGCAGGGCCUGCCAAGCUUCGAGUAGUCCGAGAUAAUUUUGCAUCGGAUCUUCUAUGUGCCUUUCCCACCGUCCAGUUCAUGCACAGAUGGGGUGCAGGGCGAGGUGUUGGGACCAAGACAACUUCUUUAAUAUUUCUAGAAUUGCCCGUUUCUGAUGGGCUCCCCUUUGUUACGUAUCGCGCCCCUCUUCAUUUGGAAAAGGUGGAAAGGUAUCACUUGUUUAGACACUUGUCUUCCAUGGUCACCCUUUUAAAAAGAGCCACUUGGUGCAAUUUGCAGUCUCUAUUUUUGAAAUGAAGCAGAUCUUGAGAAUUCCCGCCCGACUGUAAUCCCAACCUGAAGAUCCCCAGGAUAUUAAAUAAAUGCGACCUGUUGACGGGUCAACCUCUCCCUCUCCAGCUUCUACUACUAUGUUCCUACUGCCCUGUUUAUAGCGACGCAAAUUUAAUAUAUAACUGAAAAGAGAAUGGUACUUUCCCUCUUUUAGGAGACAGGGGUAAGGCAGUUUCGAUGAGAAGGAUCUAUUUUGCCGGAGAAAAUAAAGGCAUUGGGAAAUAUGA